Messenger RNA from Protopolystoma xenopodis, 2898 nucleotides. NCBI's taxonomy places the organism in Eukaryota, Metazoa, Platyhelminthes, Monogenea, Polystomatidea, Polystomatidae. The record is from the annotation of a GenBank genome assembly.
AAUUAUGUGAUAGGUUACGGCCUUAUUUUUUCGUCUCAGCAAAAUGAAGUGUCAUUCGCAUAUGAGAAAUUACUUGUGCCUAUUUGGCCCUUACCGCGCCCGCCUUACUCUAAUUUUCGACAUGCGCUGACUACUUUUCUCCCCAAUCCUGUCGACAUGUAUCUGUACAAUCUAUCCCUUCAAAGGGCCUCAGGUGUUACCCAUGCAGUUCAUGGUAAUUUCUCUGGAACGAAACAGCAAGAAAUAGCUGUUGCCAAGGGUCAGAUUAUUGAACUACUUAAGCCUGAUCCUAACUCUGGCAAAAUCUACACUCUUCUAACUACCGAAGUAUUUGGAGUCGUACGUUGUAUUAUGCCUUUUAGACUAACCGGUGAUUACUUAAUCAUCGGGUCUGAUUCUGGGCGCAUCGUUGUGCUUGAAUAUUUGCCGACUAAAAAUGUCUUCGAAAGGGUCCAGCAAGAAACUUUUGGAAAAAGCGGUUGUCGCAGAAUUGUUCCAGGGCAGUACUUAGCAAUUGACCCCAAAGGGCGCGCAGUCAUGAUAGGUGCGGUUGAAAAGCAGAAGUUGGUUUAUAUAUUCAAUAGAGAUGCCCAGGCUCGUCUGACUAUCUCCUCUCCGUUGGAAGCUCACAAGUCAAAUACUCUUGUUUACCAUAUGAUAGGAGUAGAUGUUGGUUUUGACAACCCCACUUUUGCCUGUAUUGAAAUGGAUUAUGAAGAAGCUGAUCAAGACUCAACUGGAGAAGCGGCAAGAAAUGCUCACCAACUUCUUACAUACUACGAGCUAGACUUGGGCCUCAAUCAUGUCGUUCGUAAGUACUCUGAACCACUUGAAGAGCAUGCAAAUUUCCUGAUAACUGUGCCUGGCGGAAAUGAGGGCCCUUCGGGAAUCCUUAUUUGUUCCGAAAAUUAUAUAACCUACAAAAACUUUGGGGAUCAGCCAGAUAUUCGUUGUCCUAUCCCUCAGAGACGUAAUGACCUUGAUGAUCCGGAUAGAGGGAUUCUUUUUGUCUGUAGCGCGUCACACAAAACUAAGAAUUUGUUCUUCUUUUUGGUACAAACAGAACAAGGUGAUAUUUUCAAGAUAAAUUUGGAAACUGAUGAAGAUAUGGUAACGGAAAUAAAGCUUAAAUAUUUCGAUACAGUCCCUGUGGCUUCUGCCAUGUGUGUCCUGAAAACAGGAUUUCUCUUCGUUGCUUCUGAGUUUGGAAAUCACUUUCUAUAUCAGAUAGCCCAUCUAGGGGAUGAUGACGAUGAGCCUGAGUUUUCCUCUGCAAUGCCUCUGGACGAAGGCGAUACAUUUUAUUUUGCUCCCAGAGGCCUCAAAAAUCUUGUCGAAGUCGAUUCCUUGGAUAAUUUGUCUCCAAUAAUGAAUCUUCACAUUGCUGAUUUGGCUAAUGAGGAUACACCACAACUUGCAGUUUUGUGUGGCAGGGGUCCGAGAUCAACUUUUAGAUUACUACGCCAUGGUUUGGAGGUUUCGGAAAUGGCUAAAUCAGAUCUUCCUGGCAGUCCUAAUGCCGUAUGGACCGUCAAGCGGUCCUCAGAAGGUAAGGAAUUUGAUUCCUAUAUAAUAGUCUCGUUUGUCAAUGCAACUUUGGUUCUUUCGAUUGGAGAGACUGUUGAGGAAGUUACUGAUUCUGGAUUUCUCGGUACAACGCCUACUCUUACCUGCUCACAAUUGGGCGAAGAUGCGUUGGUUCAGGUUUAUCCUGAUGGAAUCAGGCAUAUCCGAGCAGAUAAAAGGGUCAAUGUAUGGCGAACGCCAGGGAAAAAGACUAUCGUUAAAUGUGCGGUCAACCGACGACAAGUGGUUAUUUCUUUAACUGGGGGCGAACUUGUCUACUUUGAAAUGGAUGCAACUGGGCAGCUUAAUGAAUACACCGAGCGUAAGGAAAUGCCAGCUGAUGUUAUCUGUAUGGCGCUUGGGCGGAUUCCUGCUAAUGAGCAGCGAUCAAGGUUUUUGGCCGUUGGUCUUGCUGAUAAUACCGUUAGAAUACUUUCUCUGGAUCCGUCUGAUUGUAUGUCUCCCCUCACAAUGCAAGGACUUCCCACUAUGGCGGAAUCUCUAUGUAUAGCCGAAAUGGGCAUCGGUGAAUUGGCUUCUACAUCUGGGGGGGCAACUGAUGGUGACGAAGAAGAUUCAGAUAUCAAACAUUCAGGGAUUAUAUAUCUUAAUAUUGGUCUUAGCAAUGGCGUGCUUUUGCGAGUUAUUUUGGAUCCAGUCACUGGUGAACUUUCCGAUACUCGAACUCGUUAUCUUGGAACGCGUCCUGUCAAGCUCUUUCGUAUUACUAUGCAGGGUGGAGAAGCCGUGUUGGCCGUAUCAAGCCGAUCAUGGCUUAGUUAUGCGUAUCAAAACAGAUUUCAUCUUAUACCCCUUUCUUAUGAGGCUCUUGAAUACGCAUCUGGCUUUUCUUCUGAGCAAUGCCCCGAAGGGAUCGUCGCAAUAUGCGAAAAUUCACUUCGCAUCCUUGCUCUCGAAAAAUUGGGCGCCGUUUUCAACCAAACAAGUCAUCCAUUGAGCUAUACCCCGAGACGGUUUUCGUUUCAUCCAGAGUCUAACAUGGCAUUUAUAAUUGAAACUGAUCACAACACAUUCACCGCGGAAGUAAAAGCCGAAAGAAAGCGGCAAAUGGGCAUGAAAAUGUUAGAGUCUGCAGAGAGCCUUGAAACGGAGGAGCAGCGGGAAUUGGUUCGACAAUCUGCUCGUACCUUUCUCUCUGACGCGAAUGAUUUGCCUGAAGCUAUAUUUGGAGAACCAAAGGCUGGCCCUGGAAUGUGGGCCAGUUUACUUCGAGUUCUGCAUCCACUUACGGGGGGAAGCUUUCAGAUCGUUCGUUUUCAGCAGAACGAAGCUGCACAUGCACUUACUUUAGCUAAGUUCAACAAUAGGUGA